CAGAGCCAGGAUCAGGAGGAGCUCUUAGGGUUAAACUCUCUCUGAUCUCAGUCCUGUUUUUCUCAGACAUUGAACACUGCAAACAUGCUGCUGAGGAGCUUCUGCUUCAUUUCUACUCUGCUUGGGGUCGUCCACGCUGCUGCAGUGUUUGUAGAGAAACAUGAAGCCACCUCAGUUCUGCGCCGAUGGAGGAGAGCAAACAGCUUUUUGGAAGAGGUUCAGCAGGGAAACCUGGAGCGGGAAUGUAUUGAGGAGAUCUGUAACUAUGAGGAAGCCCGGGAGGUCUUCGAGGACAAUCAGAAGACGAGGGAUUUCUGGAAGACGUAUGAUAAAAGGGAGCCCUGCCUGGAGAACCCCUGCCGUAACAAUGGGACGUGUUUUUAUAUGGGAACCACCUACGAAUGUCAGUGUCUGGAGGGAUAUGAAGGACUAUACUGUCAGACAGAGUUUGAAGACUCUUUGGGAUGUCUCUACAAGAAUGGAUACUGUGAGCAUUUCUGCGAUGGUUCUGGAGAAAGACGCACAUGUUUCUGUGCUGAAGGAUACCAGCUGGCAGAUGAUGGAAGAAAAUGUGUUGCUAAAGUGAAGUUUCCCUGUGGGCAGGUGCCCCCCCCAGAAACUGGACUCAACCAGAGCGCUAAGAUUGAGGUCAGGCUGGUGGGAGCUAGCCACUGCACCCAUGGAGACUGCCCCUGGCAGGUUCUGGUUCAGCUGAAUGGAAACAGUCACUGUGGUGGAGUUCUGAUCCAUCCAGACUGGGUCAUCACUGCUGCUCACUGUGUUCAUGGCAAGAACACCCAGAACCUCACUGUGGUGGCAGGUGAGCAUAAUCUGGAUGUGAAAGAUGACACAGAGCAAAGAAUAGGCGUUACCAUGGUGAUUCCCCAUGAAAACUACAAUCCGGCAAUGGGCGACAGCGACAUCGCCCUGGUCCAGUUGAACCAGUCGCUCACUUUGAAUCGAUACACCAUCCCUAUCUGCCUCCCCACUAAAGACUUUGCUGAACGGGAACUGCUGCCGGUCCGCUACCACACUGUGUCUGGCUGGGGCAGGAGGACCUCCGGGGGCAACACCGGCACCUCCUCGGCCCGUCUGCUUGCCCCCACCCUCCGCCAGAUGAAAGUCCCCAUCAUCCAGAACUCUCAGUGCUCCCAGAAAGCCAAAUUCAACUUUACCGACAACAUGCUGUGUGCCGGAUUCCUGGAUGGGAGCCACGAUAGCUGCCGCGGGAAUGACGGCAGUCCGCUGGUUACAAAAUAUGGCUCCACCCAGUUCCUCACGGGUGUGGUCGCCUGGGGGCGUGGCUGCUCUCACCCAGGGUAUUAUGGGGUGUACACCAAGGUAGCCAUUUUUGUGGACUGGGUGAAGGGUACCAUGAAGAACCCGCCCAAAAUGAAGGCACCAGUUUUGGAAGCCAUACUGGAGCAAACAACAGUUUCUUUCACUAACCACUUAUCACUUCAUUUGACCCAUAAGCCUCCUUGUUUCUUAUGCAAAGCACUGUGGGACAUGCAGUUUUCCCCUGAAAUAGUGAUGAAAGUCAAACAUUUGAAGCCUGAGCUAAAGCCCGCCCAGGGCAAACCUUCCUCCCCCAGCACAGGUCGUUGCCCUCUCUGCCUCUACUCUGCACACUCAGACUCCACUACUCCCUCACAGAACAGGGAAGGUUCUCCAACCGAGCUCAAGUCCAACGGGAUCAUGUUUGGGACUCUACAACAAACCCUGGGCCUCGUACUGCUGCUCCACCUCACCGCUGCUCAUGUGUUCCUGGACGGCAGGGCGGCCAAUCAGGUUCUGACCAGAAUGAGACGGGCCAACAGCUUUCUGGAGGAGCUUAAAAAAGGCAACAUGGAGAGGGAGUGCGUUGAGGAGCGCUGCAGCUGGGAGGAGGCGCGAGAGAUUUUUGAAGAUAAAGAGACAACUGAUGAGUUCUGGGCCAAAUAUGUGGAUGGCGAUGCCUGCAUGUCCAUCCCUUGUGCUCACGGUGGUCAGUGCAAAGAUACGAUUGGAAGCUACACAUGCUACUGCAAGGAGGGAUAUAAGGGCUUCAACUGUGAAAUCGCUAUCCCGAAGCUCUGUGAGGAUGACAACGGCGGCUGUGAUCAUUUCUGUCGAGUUGUCCACAGAAAUGUGGAGUGCUCCUGUGCUGACGGAUAUUUCCUGGCUCCAAAUCAAAAGUCCUGCUACUCCAACCAGGCUUUUAAAUGCGGCGCCAUCGUCACCAACAAGGUCCGGUCGCUUCUAGGCUCCGGGAAACAGAACACAGAAGAAAGGAAAAACCCAAAGCUGAACACAACUGUGAGUUCUACAGAGCAGCCGAACAUCUUCCAUUCUGCUGAUCUGUUCUGGUCGGGAAACAUCAGCAGCCAUAUUCUACCUCCUGUGCCCAUUAUGGAGAGUCCGAGUACCAGUGACAGGACAGCAGAUGUUCGGAUUGUCGGCGGAGAGGACUGUCCACCAGGAGAAUGUCCAUGGCAGGUUCUCCUGAUUAACCAGGACAACAUUGGGUUCUGUGGGGGAACUGUUCUGACUGAAUACAUCAUCCUGACUGCUGCUCACUGCAUGAACGAAUCACGCUACUUCAUCAUCAAGCUCGGUGAGCACAACACUACUCAAAAAACUAAUCAUGAAGUUACCCAUGAGGUGGAUACCAUCGUCACCCACUUCAAGUACAGCCCGGACACCUACCACAACGACAUCGCACUCGUAAGCCUGGCCACGCCCAUCAGGUUUACCAAGUACGUCCUGCCGGCCUGCAUACCCGAGCAGGACUUCGCAGAGAAAGUCCUGAUGCGGCAGACAGAUGGUCUGGUCAGCGGUUUUGGACGUCUUGCUGAAGGUCGAGAGGCAUCUAUGAUCUUACAACGUCUCGCUGUGCCCUACGUAGAUCGGCAAACCUGCAUGGAAUCUACCCAGCUGCGCAUCUCUAUGGGCAUGUUUUGCGCUGGCUACGACACGAUAGCUAAGGAUGCCUGUCAGGGGGACAGCGGAGGGCCGCACGUCACACGUUACCAUAACACGUACUUCAUCACUGGCAUCGUGAGCUGGGGCGAAGGGUGCGCACGCAAAGGAAAAUAUGGCGUCUACACACAAGUGUCAAAAUACAUCGACUGGAUCAGAGAGGGCAUCAAGAAGCUGACGCCCAGAGGAGGCAACAGGUUUAAGAGGGACCGUGGUGCCAUCAAAAGGCUGUACCUGUAGAUCAGCUGGAACCAUCUUCAUGGCCAUGUUCUAGCAGGUGAACUUAAUACAGAAGGUGUUCCACAAGGCUAAGGCUUGGUGCCACUUAAUUUUCUGUUUUAUUUUAGCUGUAAUGUUGAUUUUUUUUUAUUUUAGGAAGGAAAAACACCUGACAUUUAAAGAAACAAUAAAACUAUUUGCUUGAUUUUUCCCACCUGAACCCCCCUCCUCACACACAUGCAUACACAUUAUGUUUCAGUUGCACACAAAUUGUAUGAAGCAUGAAAACUUUGUCAUUAAAAACUCGCAGUUGUGAUGUAAAAGUUUGCUGGAAGAAUUAUUAAAUACAUGGAAAACAACCUG
Molecule: messenger RNA, 3543 nt
Organism: Girardinichthys multiradiatus
Lineage: Eukaryota; Metazoa; Chordata; Actinopteri; Cyprinodontiformes; Goodeidae
Exons: 17
Coding region: 85-3201 (1038 amino acids)
Biological process (GO): proteolysis
Cellular component (GO): extracellular region
Molecular function (GO): serine-type endopeptidase activity; calcium ion binding
Source: RefSeq, a predicted model, not a curated record